AAAACAAUCUCUAUUGGACCGAGUCCUUCCUUCGCUGGAAGUAGUCGGAUCCAAGACUUAAUUUCAACAAAGUGCUCAAUUUAUUGCUUGAAGCUCUGGCAGCCUAAAAUUGUCUUCUUUGAAUGGAAAAUUUGACCAACUGCAAUGAGGGGCUGCAGCCGGCGGUCUGUCGCGCCUGCCUGUUUGCUAAAGGAGCCGCCCCCGGGAGAAGACCCGGCGGGGAGCGGUGUCCCCGGGGGGAUCCCGCAGCCCAGCCGCACGGCUUGGAUGGCCUGGAUGCGCUCGAGCCAGCCCCGCAGCCGCUGACGCCUGGCGGCGGCGAAGUUUGGCUGCUGAGCGGUGCGGCGCCGGACCCCUGGACAGCCGGACAGCCGGCGGCCGCGGCGAUGCCCUUGGGGGGGCUCUUGCCGCUCUUCGGCAGCCCCGCGGGCGGCGGCCUGGGCGGGGGGCUCGGCGGCGGCGGCGGCAGGAAGGGGUCUGGUCCCGCAGCCUUCCGCCUGACGGAGAAGUUCGUGCUGCUGCUGGUGUUCAGCGCCUUCAUCACGCUGUGCUUCGGGGCGAUCUUCUUCCUGCCUGACUCGUCCAAGCUGCUCAGCGGGGUCCUGUUCCACUCCAGUCCCGCUUUGCAGCCGGCUGCGGACCACAAGCCCGGGCCCGGGGUGCGCGCCGAGGACGCGGCCGAAGGGCGAGCCCGGCACCGGGAGGAAGGCGCGCCUGAGGACCCGGCGGUGGACCUGGAGGACCACCUGGCCAGGAUCCGCGAGAACCACGAGCGGGCCCUGAGGGAGGCCAAGGAGACGCUGCAGAAACUGCCCGAGGAGAUCCAGAGAGAUAUCCUGCGCGAGAAGGAGAAGGUGGCUCAGGACCAGCUGCGGGACCGCGCGCCUUUCCGGAGGCUGCCUCCGGUGGACUUUACGCAGCCCAUCGGGGUGGAGAACCGGGAGCCCGCCGACGCUUUCGUCCGCGAGAAGAGGGCCAAGAUCAAAGAGAUGAUGGAACAUGCUUGGAAUAGUUAUAAACGCUAUGCCUGGGGAUUAAAUGAACUGAAGCCCAUAACUAAAGAAGGCCAUUCAAGCAGUUUGUUUGGCACCAUCAAAGGAGCAACAAUAGUUGAUGCCCUGGAUACACUUUUUAUUAUGGGAAUGGAACAUGAAUUUCAAGAAGCAAAAGCAUGGAUUGAAGAAAAUUUAGAUUUUAAUGUGAAUGCUGAAAUUUCUGUGUUUGAAGUAAAUAUUCGCUUUGUUGGUGGACUACUCUCAGCCUACUAUUUGUCUGGAGAAGAGAUAUUUCGAAAGAAAGCAGUGGAACUUGGGAUAAAAUUGCUCCCUGCAUUUCAAACUCCCUCAGGAAUACCUUGGGCAUUGCUGAAUAUAAAAAGCGGCAUUGGGAGAAACUGGCCCUGGGCCUCCGGAGGCAGCAGCAUUCUGGCAGAGUUUGGAACCCUGCAUCUGGAGUUCAUGCACCUGAGCCACUUAUCAGGAAACCCCAUCUUCGCUGAAAAGGUCAUGAAUAUUCGAAAGGUACUGAACAAACUGGAAAAGCCAGAAGGCCUUUAUCCCAACUACCUGAAUCCCAGUAGUGGGCAGUGGGGUCAACAUCAUGUUUCAAUUGGAGGACUUGGAGAUAGCUUCUAUGAAUAUUUGCUGAAGGCCUGGCUAAUGUCUGAGAAGACAGAUCUAGAAGCCAAGAAGAUGUAUUUUGAUGCUGUUCGGGCCAUUGAGACUCACUUGAUCCGCAAAUCUAGUGGGGGCCUAACUUACAUUGCAGAGUGGAAAGGGGGCCUCCUGGAACACAAGAUGGGCCACUUGACCUGCUUUGCUGGAGGCAUGUUUGCACUUGGGGCAGAUGGAGCCCCUGAAGGGCUGGCUCAGCACUAUCUUGAACUCGGGGCUGAAAUUGCCCGUACAUGUCAUGAAUCUUACAAUCGCACGUUCAUGAAACUUGGACCAGAAGCCUUCAGAUUUGAUGGUGGUGUUGAAGCCAUUGCUACAAGACAAAAUGAGAAAUACUACAUCUUACGACCAGAGGUUGUUGAGACGUACAUGUAUAUGUGGCGACUCACGCAUGAUCCAAAGUACAGGAAAUGGGCCUGGGAAGCUGUAGAGGCCCUGGAAAGUCACUGCAGAGUGAAUGGAGGCUACUCAGGCCUCAGGGAUGUUUACUUCACUCAUGAGAAAUACGAUAAUGUGCAACAGAGUUUUUUCCUAGCAGAGACAUUAAAAUAUUUGUACUUAAUAUUUUCUGAUGAUGAUCUUCUUCCGCUGGAACAUUGGAUCUUCAAUACGGAGGCACAUCUUCUCCCUAUCCUCCCUACAGAUCAAAAGGAAGUUGAGGUUAAAGAGAAAUAAAAAGAGAUUUUAUAUUAGACUCUGCUCCAGUCCCUUCACUGCAUACCUUAAUAAUUCCUUUUCUGAUAAUCAGACACAUGAACUCUUAUUAAUGUCUGUGUUACUCUAAGUUGUAAAACUGUUUUUGCAGUCUUUUACGUUUGUUACCAUAGCAUAAAUGGACCUGAAUUCUUGAUUGUGUCCUCUGUUAUUCAGUCAGUGGAUCCACAGGUUUUUAUUAUAAGUAAUCUAUUAUCUCUGGAAUUUAGGAAGGAAUAAUAUGGUUUUUCUUCAGCUGUAUGUAAUGGUAUACCAAUGACCUCUUAAUUAUAAUUUGAUUUGACUGCAAAAAUUUUUCCUCCUCUAUGAGGAGAUGAUGUCUGCUUUAAGCUGUAAUGUUUUGCCAUGUUGCAAAAAGCCAUAAUAAUAAAUUAAGUAUUAAAAAGCUUUUUCCUUUUCAAUUUCUUGUGAACCUGGUUUGUCUAUCCACCAGAGACAGAUCUUAUAACUGUGACAGCCUCCUUAAGCAGGUCUAUCAUUAUUUGAUAGAAUAUCCUCUAAAAUAUGUCACUCACAUUGUAAUUCAAAUUAGAAUGUCAUCCCCAAAGCUCAUCUCAUGUUGACCUCAUUUCAUUAGAACUGCAGGAUAUUUUUGUUGGUUCCUUGUGUUAGUGUUCCCUAGUUUGUGACUCUGUUCUCUACUUAUUUUGAAUGCUAUGUGUCACUUCUGGAUCAUGGACUUCCUAAUUUCUUCCAACCCCCACUACAGAGCAAGGUGAAUAAGCUUUGCAGAGCUCUGCUGUCACUAAGUGUAGUUUCUAAAUGGAACUGAUGCCGUUUUCAGUGGGACUUUGUCUUUU
Messenger RNA from Ochotona princeps (American pika), 3187 nucleotides. RefSeq names its product mannosidase alpha class 1A member 1 (gene MAN1A1). Gene Ontology annotation, molecular function: calcium ion binding; mannosyl-oligosaccharide 1,2-alpha-mannosidase activity. Gene Ontology annotation, biological process: carbohydrate metabolic process; N-glycan processing. The transcript has 13 exons. Gene Ontology annotation, cellular component: extracellular exosome; Golgi membrane; endoplasmic reticulum. Bases 123 to 2348 code for a protein of 741 amino acids. The record is from RefSeq and is a predicted model, not a curated record. Lineage: Eukaryota; Metazoa; Chordata; Mammalia; Lagomorpha; Ochotonidae.